AUGGGCUUCUUCAGGCGCAAGGAGGGCCGGGCAGCAAGCAACAACAACAUCCACAACAUCCACAACAUCCACCACCCCUUCGAGAAGGACGGCCAGGAGUCGGUGUUCUCUAAUAGCAGUUCCAGAGCGUCGAGUACGUCUGCGAGACUGCCGGUGUCUUCCAUCCGGUCGAGCAACAACAGCCCAACGUCCCAUCCAAUACCCGAAGCCCCCAUGGCGCCGCCGCCAGAUCCCAACCUGGACCCAGCAGCCUACCUGAGGAGCAUCCAUGCCGUCCGCCAGCGGUGCGGCCUGGUGAUGGAGAAGGCAAAGGAGAACCAGCUGAACCACUUCGACGUCGACAUGAGCAAAUUCCAGACGACGGCACAGUACAUCGUCUCUAUCAUCAAGAGAGACUACGCUCCGGAUUUCCAGAGCAUUCCUGAUCACGGACGCUGGCAACACUUUGACGUUGGCGGGAAGCCUCGCAUUAACCAGCUGCUCCAGUCAUGGCCUAGCACUAUCGACAACCUGGAGAGAGCUCGCAGGCUGAUAGAUCUCUUUCUUGUGUCGGUUCUACUCGACGCCGGCGCCGGAAACACCUGGAGCUACAAGUCAAAGGAGUCCGGAAAGGUGUACAGGCGGAGUGAGGGGCUCGCCGUCGCCAGUCUGGAGAUGUUCAAGGCCGGGAUGUUCAGCAGUGACCACACCGAGCCAUGUCAGGUCGACGGAGCUGGUCUGAGGCGCCUGACUGUGGGGGCGUUGGCCAAGAGAAUGCAGCAUUCUGAAGAGAAUCCUCUUGCUGGUCUUGAGGGCAGAGCCGGCCUGUUGGCCCGGCUGGCAGACGCUCUGAACAACCAGGAGCUCUUUGGCGUUGAUGCUCGCCCCGGAAACAUGCUUGACUACCUCCUCUCUCAUCCAUCUACACUCGCUUCUUCGGUUCCCAUCAUCCCCGUCCCGCUUCUAUGGAAUGUUCUUAUGGACGGAUUGUCACCCAUAUGGCCACCAUCUCGCACCCAGAUCGACGGAAUAUCGAUUGGUGACGCAUGGCCUUGCAAAGCAAUGCCUUCAUCUCCCCCCGCAGAACCGUGGGAGAACAUCGUCCCUUUCCACAAGCUGACACAAUGGCUCUGCUACUCCAUCAUGGCUCCCAUGACUAAGAUAUUGAAUAUCCGGUUCUCAGGCCGUGAGCUGCUGACCGGUCUACCGGAGUAUCGGAACGGCGGACUCUUGAUCGAUAUGGGUCUACUAACAUUGAAACCAGAGGACACUAACCGGGGGUUGGAGGCAUACAAGGCCAACGCUAUGAUCAAGGGGCAGCCAAACGUGGAGGUAGUCCCACUGUUCAGUCCUGAUGAUGAUGUCAUCGUGGAAUGGAGGGCUCUCACCGUUGGCUUCUUGGACCAGUUGCUAGCAGAAGUAAACAACCUCCUAGAGCUGAAGGACGGACAACAACUCUGUCUUGCCCAGAUGCUCGAGGCGGGUUCAUGGAAGGGUGGACGAGAGAUUGCCGAAGUCUCCAGGCCGAAUACCAAGCAACCUCCUAUCAUGAUCAUAUCGGACGGUACUGUCUUUUAA
Messenger RNA from Trichophyton benhamiae CBS 112371, 1557 nucleotides. RefSeq lists its product as uncharacterized. The record is from RefSeq and is a predicted model, not a curated record. The coding region runs from base 1 to 1557 and encodes 518 amino acids. Lineage: Eukaryota; Fungi; Ascomycota; Eurotiomycetes; Onygenales; Arthrodermataceae. The transcript is spliced from 4 exons.